Boeremia exigua is the source of this 4525-nucleotide messenger RNA. RefSeq lists its product as uncharacterized. The coding region runs from base 150 to 4142 and encodes 1330 amino acids. Gene Ontology annotation, biological process: regulation of ribosomal protein gene transcription by RNA polymerase II. The transcript is spliced from 2 exons. Lineage: Eukaryota; Fungi; Ascomycota; Dothideomycetes; Pleosporales; Didymellaceae. Gene Ontology annotation, cellular component: nucleus. The record is from RefSeq and is a predicted model, not a curated record. Gene Ontology annotation, molecular function: DNA-binding transcription factor activity; protein binding; sequence-specific DNA binding.
CCGCGCUGGGCACCGCUUUCCUGCACCUCACAACCACGCUGACGCCCGACACGCAGUCCAGCGACCAGUCUGAGUCCGACCAGGCGCUCGACUCCGACCGGCCACCUCAACCCCAGCUUCUGCGCCUUUUCGAAGAUGGAGACGCCAGCAUGCUCGUAGCACCCGGCGCGUCUCAGCCCUCGCCCUUCGACCAUGCCCGUCCCCACCAUGCACCCAGCGACGGCCCUCUCUCGCCCGUGCAAACAGCUGCCGCCGACAUGGAAGGCGCCUCCGCCCUGCCCGCGACCCCCGAUGCGCCUGCCGCGCCAGCACCGCCUGCCCUCCCCGACCUCGUCUCGGGUGAGGGCGCGCUGUCCACCGCCGACCUGAACCCUGCUGCCACCGCGACCGCUGAUUCUGCAGCCAAUGGCCUGCCGACCUUGGAUGCGCCCAUCUCGCUCGCGCCGCCUCUCGACAUGAGCCUUGCCAUGGACAUGUCUUCCAUGGCGCCCAUGCCUCUGAACAUGGACAUGAGCGGCUUUGGCAUGGCGCCCGACCUCAUGCCCAUGGAUUUCUCGGGCCAGGACCUUGCCAGCGACGAACGCGUCAACGCCUUUGCGCGCCUGCGCUUUGACGACGGCUCCUACUACAUGCACACCUAUCAGAUCAUCCUUGGCCGUAACCUCGCUCUCGCGCGCAAAGACAUGAAGCGUCUCGCCAAGGUUGCCGACCUGGAGAAGAGCGGCGAUCUGUCCGCCGCCCAUGCGCUGCUGCAUGGAAAGAAGCGCAAGCGCAACGGCCGUGGCGCCCCGAGCGUCAUCAGUGAGAAGGGCGGUAUUGUCAGCGCACGUAUAGACUCUAUGCCCCUAGCGUAUCAGCAGGGUCGACAGCCAUCCCAGUCAGCCAGUUCUGGUUCCCACCAGAACGGCGAUGCUGCUGGGGAGAAGGCCGCCGAACGUGCACCGCAAGAUGUCAUCAUGCAGGCCUUUCCCGAGCGACCUGACCAGUUUGAAGGUCACAUUCCAGAGGACCCCAAUGACUGCCCUCUCGUUCCUAUCCACCCUGAGCACGUUACCGCUAGGACCGGUAACGCUGGGCCAAAGGGAAUCUCACGUCGCCAUGCGAAGAUCUUCUACAACUUCGAAGAGGGCUCUUUCUGCAUUGAGGUCCUCGGGAACAAUGGACUGCAUCACGAGGGCCAAUUCUGUCCACAGGGUGCAAUCGUUCCUCUCGAACAUGGUGACAACCUCUCAAUUGGAGCUGUCAACAUCCAGUUCUUCCUUCCUGAUGUUGCCCUCACUGAACAGCAGCGUCUGCGACAAGAGUCGGGUUCUCGACCUAUAAGCUUCUCGUUCGAGAACGGAAAUGGCGAGAUGGAGGGUGACGAGGAGGUGAGCUCCGACAGUGAAGGACAGAUGAGCAUCAAUCCUCGUCAAAUGUACUAUCACCCUGUCGAUAGUGACAUUGAUUCGGAAGAAGAUGCAAACGACGAAGAUAUGGGCGAGUACGAAGAGCCUGCACCCAAGCAGAAGAUCAAGCUCAAGCUCAAACCACCGCGCUCUCGUCCGCGCGAGCCGUCCCCUCCUCCAAAGAAGUCGAAGAAGCAGAGGGCUCUGGAGAAGAAGAGAAAGCGAGAACGUGAGCGAGAACGUGAGCAGGAAGAGGACGAGCACUCUCCGUACGAAUCACCAAUCAAGAAAGUCAAAAAGAUGAGACCUCUUCAAGAAGAGCCGGUCAGAGCUUCGCCAACAAAAGAACCCAAGGCUGCCAAAGAGACCAAACCAGCCAAGGAGGUCAAGGAGAAAGAGAUUGAGGCACCCAAAGAGAUCAAGGAGCUCAAAGAACCGAAGGAACCAAAAGAGAAAGGCAAAGCUCCUGCAAAGGCGCCGUCGAAGACACCAGCUCCUGAUGAGGCAACUCCCGACACGAUCAAGAAAGAGACCCCUGUCAAGGAUCAGCCUGUACCCGUCAAGUCGGUGCCGACGGAUAGUCCUCCGCUAUUGCGCAAGCCACUCGAGGCUGAGAUCGAAGCUGGUGGAGAGAUUGAAGGUCUCAUCACCCAAGAAAUGGCCGAUCGUCACCAUCUGCCCCAAAGCCUCGUCGGCCAUGUAGUAGAGAAGCGAAAGGGUCCGGGUCGUCCCCCGAAGGACGGUAUUAUGUCAAAACGACAGCGCUCGCAGCUCAUCAAACAGGCCAAGGAAAUCGAAAGGGCCAAAGCUGCUGGUAUUGACCCUGCGGACAUACCUGCGCCGUCCAUCAAGCCUAAAAUCACGAAGCGUAAGGACUCGAAUGCAGGAGACUUGGAUGGUGACGAUGUUUUGGAGUCGACUGAGAAGGGUGACGGCACCAUGCUGGGCGACAAGGGCAAGCAAAAGCAGCCGAUCAAACCACCGCGCACACCAUCUCCCGAGAUGCGCAUUGAAGACUACAGUGAAGAACAGUUGCAGCGUCCCUCUGCCAACUAUGUGGUACUCAUCCAUGAGGCCAUCUCUUCCUCGACUAGUGGCCAGAUGAACCUCCAGCAGAUUUACAACUACAUCGAGAAGAAGUACCCCUGGUACAAGUUCAAGACUACUACAAGUGGUUGGCAAUCUAGUGUUAGGCACAAUCUUGGACAGCACGAUGCUUUUGUCAAAGGCGACAAAGAAGGCAAAGGCUUCAAUUGGCGCAUCAAUCCUGAAGUUUCCAUUGAAAAGGAACGCCGGAAGAGGCAAGUAAGCCCACCAGUCAAUCACGCUCAGCGCCAGCAUUACUAUGCACAGCCAAACGGAUAUCCUCCAUAUCCUCCUCAACCUGGGUAUCCAUACCAUCCAGGUAUGCCUCCGCCUGGCAUGCCGCCUGCACCUCCUCGACUUCCUCCAAGUAUGAUGGCUUCAGCCCCUCGCCUACCUCCAAGUUUGGCUCGAGAUGCAAAUGCUUCAACGCCUACUGCAUCUCAGGGCGCUCCUCCACCUUCACCUUAUGCCUCGCCUUGGGCUGGAGGUAAUACAGCCAGUAGCCCCUCCGCGGCAAUGCCCCCUCGUCCCUACCCACAGCCGCCACAUGGACCACCUCCGGCCAGCUCAGGAGCUGGACAAACUGGCCAGUACGGUGUACUCUACCCAACGAGUGCGUCACCGUCACACAGCGGGCAUGCAGCAGGCAGUCCUUACGGGGGCCCAUAUGCUGCUGCAGGCGCAAGCCCUUAUGCUGCUGCACCUAGCCGUCCGUAUGCUCCAUACCCUCCUCAAGGUUAUCCACAGGCUGGCCCGUCAGGUCCUCCGCCCCAAGGUCCUGCAACGAAUGGUGCUUCUGCUGGGCCUCCUCCCGCUGGCCCCCCUUCUACGGGUCCGCCAUCUCAAAGCCCGGCACCACCACCCUCGCAACCUCCUUCACAGACCCAGCCAAGUCAAGCGCCACAGGCCAGCAUCGCACCCCCGACUGUCAAUCUCACGCCUGACAUCAUUGCUCGUUAUCCAGCCAACACUAACCAUAAUGUCAUCCGCAAUCUCGAGAUGUUCAGGAGCCAAUAUGUGAAACUGCGGACGGAGCCUGGCGAAGACACCAAGGUGGACAACGCGAUCAGAGCUUUCAUCGACACGAACGUCCCUCAGAGCAGUCUCACUGAUCCUGAACGUGGCCUUCUGACGGCGAUUACCAAAAUCCCUAACCUAGCUGCUUACCGGUCGAAUCCAGUCGCUGUCAAUCAGGAGAACCCGGCAACCCAACUUCCUGUGUCAAGCACUGCUGCCGCGGGGACUGCAGCGGCUAUUGCAGCGGCCGGCGCGGCCAGUACAACUGCAGAUCCACCUCACACUACGCAGCACCAACAGACUCCGCAGCGGCCACCUCAGCAAGCGGUCGAACAGGUAACGCAGUCGCCCGCAUCGUCUUCUGCACCCAUAGCAAACGCUCCAACGACCUCUAGUUCCCCGAAGAGUGAGCCGCACAAGUUCACGCCCAACAUGACUGUCCCUGCUUCAGCACCGGCAGCUCCCACUACAAGCCUACCCUCUACGCACCGACCAAGCGUGGAACCGCUUACGCCAGUACCGGGUUCACCGGCCGUACAGACUGGAACGCCGCUGAUCAAACGUUCAGUCACGGAGAUCACGGCUGCGGAUCUUGCGGCCAAAGAUGACAAGAGGUCGGCAGAUGAGAAGCCAGCCGAAAGCGCAGAGUAGUUCUCUGCCACAGAGAUGCUCCACCGAAGGCUGAAGGCACGGCAAGGAGGUCUCUUACAAUGAAGACACGGCUUACAUUCUCUGCACAUAUUUAGAUGCGCAUUUUACCCUUUCUGCUUUCAGCAUUACGACACGAAUAUGGUCACGACCUCAGGCGUUAAUGUGGCCCACUAUAUCCUGAUUUGCGAUAUUGAUACCCGAAGGUGGCCCAUCAUGGGCUUGGGCUUCCAAAAGUUUUCAGCAACGAUUUUGCGGCGCUACAUAUCUGGGCGCCUAUUCAGAAACGUGCUAUACAUGGAGGAAUAGCUCUACGUGAGGGACAUCUCUGAGCUUGAGACUAUACACAUCGAUUUGAAAUGCAGCUUAUUUACCAAGAUCUUGAU